Molecule: messenger RNA, 3505 nt
Organism: Drosophila ananassae
Lineage: Eukaryota; Metazoa; Arthropoda; Insecta; Diptera; Drosophilidae
Exons: 4
Coding region: 132-3410 (1092 amino acids)
Source: RefSeq, a predicted model, not a curated record
UAAACUUUUCCCAAUACAUCAAAAUGUUUUUGACUCUUUCCUACAAUUUUCUAUAGAUGUUAUUUUGUAAAUCCUUUUUUAUACCAUUGGUCAUGAUAAGAAAUUUUUGACGGGCGAAAGAGAUCCGGAAGAUGUAUGAGACGAGUUGCUGGCUGGGAAAUUACAACGGCUGCCGAUCAGAGUGCCCAUGCUGUUCUACAAACGGUUUCGGUUGUCGUUCUCGCUCCUUGGAUUCCUGUCAGGGUCGCAUGGUAUUUCCAGAAUUUCAAAAGUUCUCGGACACGAUGGUGCCUAGUUUUCUUCAAACACCACCACAAGGAAGGACUUCAUCAAAGGCACCACAAAAGACCCAAGGCAGGCUACGAUCAAGCAGUUGUCCGCCUUGUCUUAAUCCUUGUCCUUUUGAAGACCAACCUCAACCAUGUUGUGGAGGUAAUGGACAAGGCUACGGACAAUGUUGCGGUUAUAAUUCACUGCAAAAUGUUCCUAGCUAUUGCCAAGGAAGUAUUUUUUUUGAGAGAGGCUUACAGAAUGGAUAUUGCCCAUGUAAUGCCUGCCCAUUUGGACCUUCAAGGUGUAACAACUUGAGAAGACCCGAAACUCUACCACCGGCAGGCUUACCCUCCACACGAGUUCCCCAGUUCGAUCCUUGUACGGGAGAAAGCAUUUACGAUUCGUACCCCUAUUGUAUGGGUUUCACGCCGAAUCGGGUCUGUUCUUAUGGAGGAGAUACGGGUCCCCAAUGUGUCCCACAUCCGUGUCAAGCCCCGGUAGGAAGAUCAUGCCCACAAAUCAACUGCGGUGCUCGACAAAGUCCCAAUUUCGGAGUCAACAAUCUAAAAAGUGUGCCGAGUAAUUGCUCAGAAGAUGCAGAUCCCCAAAAGGAAAAGGAACCAAAAACUCCACAAAAACAAUCAUCCUCUCGAUUGGGACCCAACAAUCGAAAUAAUAAUCAUUCUGCUGGUAGAGUGCCCCAGAUUGGAAAUGGAUCAAAAGCCUCUGAAAAACAACUGACCCGUAAAGGGGCUUCCACCGAUAAUAGAAUCCCUUAUUGUGAGAACCCCGCAGACUCUAACACUUAUCAGAAUCGGAAUUAUCCUUAUGCUAGAGAGGGGGCUCAAAAUACACAACAAUCAUCAAGGUGUUGUCCUCCCUCAUGUCCUGCUCGGGAAAAUCAAAGUCAAGCCAAUUCUAGACAAGUAUCAAGAUGUCGGCCAACAGCCAGUCAAGUAGACCCGGAUAAAAGUAGUGGAAGGGCUGCAAGAAAUAGAAAUGAUCCUCCUCCUAAAGGGACUUCAACCGAUAAUAGAAUCCCUUAUUGUGAGAACCCCGCAGACUCUAACACUUAUCAGAAUCGGAAUUAUCCUUAUGCUAGAGAGGGGGCUCAAAACACACAACAAGCAUCAAGGUGUUGUCCUCCCUCAUGUCCUGCUCGGGAAAAUCAAAGUCAAGCCAAUUCCAGACAAGUAUCAAGAUGUCGGCCAACAGCCAGUCAAGUAGACCCGGAUAAAAGUAGUGGAAGGGCUGCAAGAAAUAGAAAUGAUCCUCCUCCUAAAGGGACUUCAACCGAUAAUAGAAUCCCUUAUUGUGAGAACCCCGCAGACUCUAACACUUAUCAGAAUCGGAAUUAUCCUUAUGCUAGAGAGGGGGCUCAAAACACACAACAAGCAUCAAGGUGUUGUCCUCCCUCAUGUCCUGCUCGGGAAAAUCAAAGUCAAGCCAAUUCCAGACAAGUAUCAAGAUGUCGGCCAACAGCAAGUCAAGUAGACCCGGAUAAAAGUAGUGGAAGGGCUGCAAGAAAUAGAAAUGAUCCUCCUCCUAAAGGGACUUCAACCGAUAAUAGAAUCCCUUAUUGUGAGAACCCCGGAGACUCAAACUCACAAAGACAGAAUGUGGGAAACAGAACCACUUAUCAGAAUCGGAAUUAUCCUUAUGCUAGAGAGGGAGCUCAAAAUACACAAAAAGCAUCAAGGGGUUGUCUUCCCUCAUGUCCUGCUCGGGAAAAUCAAAGUCAAGCCAAUUCCAGACAAGUAUCAAGAUGUCGUCCAACAGCAAGUAAAGAAGACCCGGGUAGGAGUAGUGGAAGGUCUGCCAGAAAUAGAAAUGAUCCUCGGGGGGGUAAUGCGAUUCAAAAGCCCUCGAGACCACAAAACACCAUCAGAGGUAGGAAUCAAGAGGCACAUCCAACACGACAAGGGAAUCCAAAUGGAGUAAUGUACGGGAAUGAGUGCCCGGAUGAUUGUCAAGACUAUUUUAACAAUCCAAUCGAAUUCGAUUCGGAGCCUUGCAACCGGACCUGGGCAUCGGACUGGGCAUCAGGACAACAGGCGUUUUGUUGCUGUUUAAAUUCAAAAAACAUGCCUAAAAAGGCUGCUGCCAAAGGAUCAGUUGCCAAGAAAAAGAAAGCAGCUUCACCCAAAGAAGCUUCCCCCAAAGGUGCUGCCGGCAAAGGAGGUUCCCCCAAAGGUGCCGCCAAAGGAGCUGGAAAAUCAAAGAAGGGCGGCAAAAAAAACAUGCAAGAAUCCAACGACAAAAUGGCACUUUCUGCCACCGGCUCCCCCAUAAGAACGCCACGGGCUCUGGAGGGCCCUGAUCAGCCAUCAGAAAAGAAGGUCGAAGUGAGUGACUGUGCCUGCGGCUGUGAUGGAUAUUGUGCGAAACAGAAGCCGGAGAUGCGAAGUUGCAGCUGUUAUGCCAAUUUUGCGGAGAAGAACGCCGAAAAAUCCAAGGACGAGGCCAACCAGGCCAAUGAUUCAAGUUCCAAAUGCUGUGCGAGUAUUGGCCCAGCUUGUUGUAGUGUAGGAGGUGGAGCGCCUUCUACCGACGGAUGUCCUAGUCCUAAUGCAACUCCUGAUUGUGGCGGGGGAAAUGCCAGUGCUGCGGAAUGCGGUGGAUGCGGGGGCUGUGGUGGAUGCGGCGGCUGCACCAGCUGCUGUAAUCCAUGCUCCUGGGUUUGGUGCUACAAUCCCUGCACAGGAUGUUAUUACUACUACCCUUCAAGUUGUUACAGUUGUUGCUAUAGUUGCUGCUAUCCCGGCUGUUGUGGCAGUUGUUGCAUCCCCAAGCUGCCACCGCCAGAUGCCGAUGUCACCAUACCACCAAAAAAAUCCAAAGAUAAAGAUAAAGACUCCCCCCUCAAGAAAGAUAAAGCUGCCAACAAAAACGGCAAAAUCAGCAGCCCCCGCAAUCCUGGCGGAACGGACGGCAGCCUUGGAGUUAAGAUUUCAUUGGCAGGAUCAACCGUAUAUCCUUCCUAUACCUCGAGCAACAAACAUUCGAUGGACGGAUAUCCCGUCGUUCCCCCGAAAAAUAAAUAUUCGGUGGACGAGGUGGAUAGCAUACUUUCGCGACAGAGUGCCCGGAAGCUGGCAGAAUACUCAUCUUCGAGCCACGGCUCUAGCUCCCAAUAGGUCCCUAAAUGUCCGAAAUUGAACGUUGAAAUUUUAUUUUACAUUUUUACACAAGUCUAUGCCUGAUUGAAGUAAAAUGUUCCUCUAAAACCAUA